Prunus armeniaca (apricot) is the source of this 423-nucleotide messenger RNA. The record is from the annotation of a GenBank genome assembly. NCBI's taxonomy places the organism in Eukaryota, Viridiplantae, Streptophyta, Magnoliopsida, Rosales, Rosaceae.
AUGAGAUCUUGCCAUCUAGGAUCUUCGUCAAUCUGCAUCAAGUCUGGCUGCUCUUCCUCUUGUAUGCUUGGUUGGUUAAGGUGCUCGAUCGGGAUGGAGCGUCGAAAUUGGGUAUCAAGCGUUGAUCCUAUGCUUGCCAGUAUGUUUGCGUGCGCGUUCUCUGCUCGGGGCACCUGUUGGAUGGCGAAGGUAGAAAUGCCUUCAAUAACUCUUGGACUUUGUCAAGGAACAAGAUCAUCUUUGGGUGUUUUGCCAAGCACAAGCCAACGAGCAAUGCCUCGUACUCUGCCUCGUUCCAUCUACGCUCAACUGCUACAUGUCUCUAAGUUUAUCAGAUUCGGUGGAGGAGGUCUUGUCUGCUCUCGAACUUUCCUUGUUUUUGUUGACCAGCUUCUCUUCCUCGGCCGAUGGAGUGAAUUCUGA